Amphibalanus amphitrite is the source of this 720-nucleotide messenger RNA. Its product is annotated as cuticle protein 7-like. The annotation marks the transcript as partial. Gene Ontology annotation, molecular function: structural constituent of chitin-based larval cuticle. The record is from RefSeq and is a predicted model, not a curated record. Gene Ontology annotation, cellular component: chitin-based extracellular matrix. The transcript has a single exon. NCBI's taxonomy places the organism in Eukaryota, Metazoa, Arthropoda, Thecostraca, Balanomorpha, Balanidae.
CCUCGACCGGUUUUCAUUUCACAGUUUGUGGCCCUGUUUGCCGUGGUGGCCGCCGCGGCCGCCGGCUCCCCCGGCUACGGACCCACCCCGGCCGUCCGCGCCGCCGCCGCCGCCGCCUCUCCGCUGCCUCUGGUGCGCAUCCUCGAGUCAGAGAGCCACAGCGACGACCAGGGCGGCUACGGGUUCCGCUUCCUCUCCGAGGACGACAUCGAGCGCCAGGAGCAGAGCGCCGACGGCACCGUCACCGGCUCCUACAGCUACCGAGCUCCCGACGGACGGCUCAUCAGCGUGCGCUACGUGGCCAACGCGCUGGGCUUCCGCGCCGAGAGCGACGCGCUGCCGACGCCGGUGCCGACCGAGUACCCGACGCCGCAGGUGCCGUCCACGGAGGCGGCGCCGUCCGUGCGCACCGUGCAGCAGUACUCGGCGCCUGCUGAGCGGCCGGCCGUCCGGCAGCCGGCCGUCGAGUACGAGCCCGUCUACGGCUACCGCGCCGUCUCUCAGUGAGGGGUCACGGGCCGGGUCAGCCGGUCAGCCGGGGAGACGACGGGACGACGGAGACAUGAUGGACACGGUUAACGGAACUUUGACAGAUAUGUAUGCAUGGAGAUGACCGUAUUUAUUGUGAUGUAGGGUGUGGGUCCCUCGCUAUUUAUUACUCACCAUCGUUUGAAAGGACUCCAAAGAUUGAUAUGAUUUCUACGUGAACAAUACAUUCGU